Messenger RNA from Trichomonas vaginalis G3, 396 nucleotides. RefSeq lists its product as uncharacterized. The coding region runs from base 1 to 396 and encodes 131 amino acids. The record is from RefSeq and is a predicted model, not a curated record. Lineage: Eukaryota; Parabasalia; Trichomonadida; Trichomonadidae. The transcript has a single exon.
AUGCAGAACGAACAGCUCAACGAAUUUACUCCAGCAGAGCAUAUUCAUCAGAUUCGCUCAUAUUUCGAUAUCAUAGACAAUGCAGUUCAAAUUGGUGACACUAAUAGAAAAUAUUCUGACGCAAAGAUUCCAUCACAACCUGGAACUGCUAAAGAUAACACAUGGGUAACAUUCAAUCUCUCACCUCCUGGUGAAAAUAUGUUGGACCUUUACAAUACAUUCAUUACGUAUAAAAUGGAAGGUCAAUUUAUUGUAGAUAAAGAAAUUGGUUCAGGUUCCAAUAAAACAAACCCACCAGGAUUUUGGAUUGGUUUCGAUGACGCUUUCUAUGCAGUUGCUGGAUAUCAAAUCCUUGCAAAUGGUCGUAUCGUAUAUUCUCAAGACAAUGCAAGAUAG